GCAGUGACGCACAUGACGGUGACGCCCAUGGAUGAGGCCACCGCGUCUCUGCUGAAGGUGCUCCGCGGGCGUGCGUGUGGGGCCGAGGGCUCGUGGCAGCGGGGCGUUCCCCAGGACGUGACCUCCACCUCGGGCUGCGCGGCGCUGGGCGUGCGUCUGCCUCACACCGAGUACGAGCUCUUCAGCAUGGGCCAGGACCCGUCGGGACGCAGCCUCCUCUACAACGGCCAGAGACCCAGCGACGGCUCCAGUCCGGACCGGCCCGAGCGACGGCCCACCAGCUUCCAGCCGCCGCUGAUCCGCUGCAGCACUGGGCAGACGGGCGAGCGGCGCGGGGGGCGAGAGGGAGACCAGCGCUUCACACUGAACGCCGGCUGCGGCUCAAACACACUGCACGGACUCGUGCCGCUGAUCCUGCUGCUCGUCUUCAUGUAGAGACUGAGAUCGCCCAGUUUAUCCCGUUUGCACUAGCUCACCAAGCUGCUCGCACGAUUUAGGAUCAAAACGUGACCAAAAACUAACC
Sinocyclocheilus grahami is the source of this 523-nucleotide messenger RNA. Its product is annotated as protein APCDD1-like. NCBI's taxonomy places the organism in Eukaryota, Metazoa, Chordata, Actinopteri, Cypriniformes, Cyprinidae. Gene Ontology annotation, biological process: negative regulation of Wnt signaling pathway. Gene Ontology annotation, cellular component: plasma membrane. The coding region runs from base 13 to 435 and encodes 140 amino acids. The record is from RefSeq and is a predicted model, not a curated record. Gene Ontology annotation, molecular function: Wnt-protein binding. The transcript has a single exon.